AUGUCUCCCAACACGGCCUCUUCGCCAGCCUCGCAGGGGACCGGCGGCGAAGGGGAGCCGCCCUACGCGGGCAUAUCCGACGACGACGCGCCGUUCUCCGCCUCCUCCUCGUCUCCCUCGCUGGCCGCCGGCAGCCUGCCUUCGUCGCCCGGCCCUUGCCUGCUGCUGCUGGAGGCGGGAGACCGCAGGGCGGCCCGCGGCGGGUCGCCCUCGGCAGCAGGCGGCUACCCGCACGCGCAGAAGGCCAAAGGCCGUCGGGGCCGCGCCAAAGGCAAGUGCGACGGGCCCAGCGGGGCCGGCAAGGCCAAGCGGAGCCGCCGCGUGAAGGCCAACGACCGCGAGCGCAACCGCAUGCACAACCUGAACUCCGCCCUGGACGCGCUGCGCGGCGUCCUGCCCACCUUCCCCGACGACGCCAAGCUCACCAAGAUCGAGACGCUGCGCUUCGCCCACAACUACAUCUGGGCCCUCACCGAGACGCUGCGCCUGGCCGACCAGAGCGGCUUGGCCGGGCCUAGCUACGAGGGCUCUUUCCAGGCCGCCGCCGCCGCCGGCAGCCCCGACGGCCUGGCGGCCUGGCCUUGCCACUGGGACCCGCUCUACUCGCCCAUCUCGCCAGAGGGCAGCCUCAGCCCGACGGACUCUGCGGAGGAUGGGCGCCCUUUCCCGGCGCCCGGAGCACGAGGAGGCCCCGGCUGCCUCAGGCACGCGGCCCAGGCCGCCUUCCCGGACUUCGUCUGA
Molecule: messenger RNA, 741 nt
Organism: Elgaria multicarinata webbii
Lineage: Eukaryota; Metazoa; Chordata; Lepidosauria; Squamata; Anguidae
Gene: NEUROG3
Product: neurogenin 3
Exons: 1
Coding region: 1-741 (246 amino acids)
Biological process (GO): axon development; positive regulation of transcription by RNA polymerase II; sensory organ development
Cellular component (GO): nucleus
Molecular function (GO): DNA-binding transcription factor activity, RNA polymerase II-specific; protein dimerization activity; E-box binding
Source: RefSeq, a predicted model, not a curated record